UAAGAUCAGAUAAAUUAAGAGCACUGACUGUAUAUAUUUUUGUUGAUAAUUUUUCUGAUCACGGUGCUAUGCAGCCCUUUCAUAUUUCUCUGGUCGUAGUCUUAGUCAUGUCGCGCCGGCGCCAUUUUAUCGACAAGAAAAGAACUCAUGACGUCACGCAACGUCAACACGUACUCGAACUCCAUCGAUAUUAUGCACAAUUGUUCAUUAAUUACAUUACAGAGAUAGUACAUGUACAGCUUUCUACUACAUAGAAAGUAGAACUAAUGUGCAUGUAGCCUACCAGAACUCGAGCGACUGCCACGCUGAUCGACUGAAGAACUAUGGUAACAUGUUAACCCUGCAUGUGCAGACACUUGAGUGUCCAAAGUAAAGUACAAUGUACACAGUUACAUCAAUUCAAACUUUCUGAGACCCUGAAAAGCAGAAAAUACCAACAACAGACUGUACUGCAUACCGGAAGACAACAGCAAGUCACAUUCUACUGUAAUUAAAUAGGCAAACAAAUUUGGUGUAGCUGCACCCAUCAGAACUUGUAACUCGGCACACCAUAGCUGACUGGAGAAUGAAAAUUGAUAUCCAUAAUCACAUUCUUCCUGAGAGAUGGCCAGACCUUAAAGAGCGAUAUGGCUAUGGUGGUUGGAUCCAGAUGUACCCUCACUGUGAGGGCAAGUCACGCAUGAUGAGAGAUGGUAAACUGUUCCGCAUCAUUGAGGACAACUGUUACAAGCCUGAAGAAAGAUUACGGGAAAUGGAUGCCACAGGUGUAACAGUGCAGGCGCUGUCCACAGUCCCGGUGAUGUUCAGCUACUGGGCUAAGCCUGAAGACACUCUGGAUCUCUGUCACAUUCUGAAUGAUGACUUGGCCAAGACUGUCCAGAAAUACCCCAAGCGCUUUGUGGGCCUAGGCACUCUCCCCAUGCAGGCACCAGAACUGGCUGUCCAAGAGUUAAGGAGAUGUCGGGAGGAGCUUGGCUUCCCUGGCGUGCAGAUUGGCUCCCAUAUCAACGAUUGGAACUUGGAUGCACCAGAAUUACAGCAAGUCUUUGCAGCUGCAGAGGAGUAUGACUGUGCAAUUUUUGUGCAUCCUUGGGACAUGGAGCUUGGUGGUCGCAUGUCUAAGUAUUGGCUACCUUGGCUAGUCGGUAUGCCAGCAGAAACAGCUACAGCAAUGUGCUCUAUGAUCUUUGGAGGAGUCUUGGAACAUUUCCCAAAGCUCAAAGUCUGCUUUGCACAUGGAGGUGGUGCUUUCCCAUAUACCAUUGGCCGCAUUGAGCAUGGCUUCAACGUCCGCCCAGAUCUCUGUGCCGUUGAGAAUACCGUCAACCCACGCAAAUACAUCGGUCGCAUCUACACAGACUCCCUGGUUCAUGAUGAGAAGGCACUCCAGUUUCUUGUCGCUACAAUGGGCAAGGACCAUGUAAUGCUUGGCAGUGACUACCCAUUCCCCCUUGGUGAGCAUCAUCCAGGAAAACUCAUUGAAUCUGUCCAGGAGUUCACUCCAGACCUCAAGGAUGCUUUACUGGCUGGGAAUGCACUGGAGUUCCUAGGCCUAGAGAGGUCACAGUACGAGUCCACUGACCCUGUGGCAUCAGCCUCAAACACCAGUAACAACUGCUCAACCUUACCAAUGGAGAUGGAACCCCCUCCAAAGAAACAGAAACUGGAUAUCUGAAAAGGGAUCUCAAAGAGGGGGAAAGACUCAAGGCAGAAGGAAGCUGACAGUACGUAAAGAUAACAAGGAAAAAAGAUGGCAUUGUUUCCUACGCGAUGUUUGCCUCUCCUGUAAUCAAGAUGUUAUGAUUGUCUCAAAAACUAAAAGUCUAAUGACCAUGGUCACUUAUGAUGAUUAGCAAUGAGUCAAUUUUCCUGUAUCCACAGGAUCUGAAGGCCUAAAUCUACCAAUUUAAAUUGUACACAAACAUGCACCUUAAUAAAACAGUGCUUUUGAAGUGGUCAUUUCUCACAAAGCUACCCCAUGUAGACAGAAUACUGUAAUGAAACGUCUCAAAAAGAGAUUAGAUUACUUCUUUAACCUUCCUAUGCUGAAGUCACUCUUUGGAUCACUUAGUAAACACCUCAAAGAAGCACAGCUGUGUUGUGUUGUGCACUGC
Messenger RNA from Acanthaster planci (crown-of-thorns starfish), 2114 nucleotides. RefSeq names its product 2-amino-3-carboxymuconate-6-semialdehyde decarboxylase-like. Gene Ontology annotation, molecular function: hydrolase activity; carboxy-lyase activity. Gene Ontology annotation, biological process: secondary metabolic process. Gene Ontology annotation, cellular component: cytosol; cytoplasm. The record is from RefSeq and is a predicted model, not a curated record. Lineage: Eukaryota; Metazoa; Echinodermata; Asteroidea; Valvatida; Acanthasteridae.